UACAGUAUUACCCCUGGACUGAUAUUUAUCUAUGAAUACACUAUGCGUGUUCAAAUUUUGUAUGGUGGUUCAUGUAACUGCUGAUUGGUUGGUUACGGUUUAAUCGACCAUUAAUACCUGGACCGCCACAUUUUGGUGGUCCAUGUAAAUGCUGAUUGGUCAGUUACGGCUUCACAUAUUAAUCUAAUGUAAUAUUCUAUUAAUCAAGAUUGCUCAUGUAAUCCUGACUUCUUAUAAAUAAAUGUAAUCUGAAUAGUUUUCCACAUGGACUCAAGAACAGAUGGAAUGGAUCAUUUGGAAAAACUUUCAUCCGUAUUAGACGAUCUGCAAAAAACAGAAAUUGCCUGCGAUUUUAUGAUCAAAGUUGGUGAGGAAUCGUUUCCAGUUCAUCAGAAUAUACUUAUCGCUGCCUCUGAUUAUUUCCGAGCCAUGUUGUCUCACGACACUAAAGAACGACAAGAAGGAGUUGUUAAUAUGAAGGAAGUUGAACCAGACGCUGUGAAAUUAUGCAUCGAAUUUAUGAAUACUGGAGCCACAACUGUCACCAUGAAAACUGUGCCAAAUCUUCUGCCUGCAGCUGGAAUAAUGCAGCUUAAUGCUCUCAGUGAAAAUUGUGUUGAAGUUUUAAGCAAAAAUUUGAAAGCAGAAAACUGUAUCUCCGUUUUAAAGAUGGCAAGAAUGCAUGGUUUUGCUUUUCUUGAAGAAAAAGCUUUGGAACUCUUCAGAGAAAAUUACAAUUUCGAGGAUUUUGGAGAUUUUGCAGAACUUGAGAAAGCAGGUAUUAUGGAACAUAUUUCUGAUUUUCGUUUGAGAAAUGAAUUGGCCUGGGAAGUUAUAAUAAAUUGGAUCAAACUUAAUGUUGAAGAACGAAGCAAAGAUAUUCUUGAAUUUGUUAAACUAUUAGAUUGGGAAUCCUCUCCUUCUGCAGAACUUUUGGAGAAUUUGUGGUCAGAACCGAUCUUCACAGAUUCCCACGAAUGCAAGAAGUUCUUGUUUUGUCAUUUAUUCAUGGAUUCUGAAAAAUUUGGACAGGUGUUGACUGUUGAUAACUGCUUUAUAAUUGAACUUUUGUCAACCGAAUUCGAAUUUAUUUCAAAACAAGCAAUGGAUGCUAUUGACACAUUUAUGAGGGUGAAUUUGAUCCUGAUUUCAAAAAAAAAAGAAUUCAAAUCUUUGAGUGAAAAAACAAUUUUGUCAGUUUUUGAACAACGCAAUGAAAAUUGCAUCUACGCGGAAAGUUCACGAUGGAAAAUAUUCAUUGGUUGGGUGAAGCAUGAUUCAAAAAGACAAAAGUGUCUUCCAAGAUUAGUUAACACAGUCUGUUUUGAAAAUUUGUCUAAAGAUUUCAUUGAUUUAUCAAUUAAACAGGAACCCCUACUGAGAAAAGUCCCAGAGUGCUAUGAGGUUUUGUUUAGAAACUUUAUCGAUCUCUCAUUCAAGAAAAAAGAAACUCAUAAAAAAUUGUGUGCAUUCGUUGGAGAUGAAAUUUUGACUUUGUCGAAAGAUAAUGAAAAAUGGCUUGCAGUUUUAAAAUUAAAGCACGUGCCUGGCCCAAAUGCAAGAGUUACAGCAACAGAUCGGUACAUAUGGGUCGUUGAAAACAAUACUUUGUCAAUAUAUGAUAACACCACAGAUGAAUGGAGAGAGCAUUAUUCAGGAUGUGGUUUCAGUGGAAGUUUCAGUGUGGCUUCUACUGCAACUCAACUAUAUGCCCAAACAGGAAAUAAGUAUAAGGUAUUCAGCUUUAACAUUUUUCAACGAUUCUGGUCUCAACAAAGAUUUAUUCCGCCUCCUACUAACCCCACUUCAGCAGUUGGGCUCAACAACAAUAUUUACAUUGUAUACUUGGAUAAAUGUAAGGUGAAGUAUUGGAAUGGGAACAACUCUAGUUUUAAGAAUAUUGCUGAUGCUCCAGUUGCAGUUUCUUCAAACAGUUUCAUUUUUACUUUUGAUGGCAAACUAGUAUUGCUAACAUCUGGAGAGUUUUAUGUUUAUCAUGAAAUGACCAAUGCUUGGGGAAAAUGGGGAACAAGUUUGCCAACAUAUUAUGGCUUCACAGCGCAGAAUACCUGGGAUAAAUUGGAACCAAUUUCCAUUUGUUCUUUUACAAAAAACUGAAACUUUGUGUGAAAAUCGCCACGUUAUCCAGUAUAAUUUGCCGAGAUUUUCCAUAUAACUAAGAAUAAUCAAAUCAACCUUUAUUGCAUUGACUACAUUCAGAGAAAUAUUUUUGAAGCUAAAAUACAUUUGGCUGUGUUAAAAUGCUUUUCAUAUAUACCACAAGAACAUAAAUUUAUGACAAGAAUUAAUUUUCCUUAAUGUUUUAAUUUAUUGAGCAGGAAUAAUUAUGAAAUUAUUUUAUUUUGUGACUUUAGGCAUUUUUGCUUGUUUUUAUUACCACAUUUUGUUGAGCCUUGCAUAUUGUUUUCAUGUUUUUAAAAAAUAGUUUGUUUAAUAUAAAAUUUAGUUGUCUAUAGACAACUGCAGUGCACUAUAGUUUCACAUUUGCAGGUUUCCGAACCUAAUUUGAAAUAGUCUAAAUUGCCUCAUUUUAUUUAGUGUCUCUUAUUUAGUCCGAAUGUUCAUCCAUCUAACAAACUGUAUUUUGCUGAAUCCAUGCUUUCAUAAGGACUGACCAGAUAUUCCCAUACCUGCUGUAGCAUAUCAUUUGAUUGUACCGUCUUAUUGACUUUCCUCUCCCCAUAAUAAAUAUGAAAAGUGGUAUACCAUGAUUUGCUUAAUUAUGCCAUUGUUUUGUCAUCAAACUUCCUAUUAUUUCAUAAUAAUAAAUUCAUGCAAUUCUUCUGAAUUUCAAUUCUAAAUUACUAAUUUCGACAAUAAUUCGUUUAUACUUCCAUGUCCAUGCAUCUGGAAUGACUGUCGGGUCAGCUAUUUCCAUGCUUUUCUCUAUGAUAUGUUUUUGAUAAUUAUGCAUUUGUUUUAACAAACUUCAUUUUUACCGUAAUAAAUCUAUGUACUUUUCUAAUUUCAAUUCUGAAUCACUGUAUUUUUCACUUUAGUUUAACCUUCAUUUUAAUCCUGGAUUUUUUCUAUAUAAUAUUUAUUUAAGCAUGAUUGUAUUAUUUUUUCAG
This is a messenger RNA of Styela clava, 3092 nucleotides long. Lineage: Eukaryota; Metazoa; Chordata; Ascidiacea; Stolidobranchia; Styelidae. The record is from RefSeq and is a predicted model, not a curated record.